Messenger RNA from Morchella importuna, 987 nucleotides. RefSeq lists its product as uncharacterized. Gene Ontology annotation, molecular function: 4-hydroxy-tetrahydrodipicolinate synthase activity. The coding region runs from base 1 to 987 and encodes 328 amino acids. The transcript has 2 exons. The record is from RefSeq and is a predicted model, not a curated record. Lineage: Eukaryota; Fungi; Ascomycota; Pezizomycetes; Pezizales; Morchellaceae.
AUGUCACGAUCCCUCCCCCCCGCCGGUGGAAUCUACGUCCCCGUCCCUACUUUCUUCGUGAGCAAGUCCGCCAGCACCUACAGCAGCACUAUGCCGCCCCUCGACCUCGAAGCGCAAGCUGCACACUCCAUCCACCUCGCAAAGUCCGGCUGCCGUGGUCUGGUACUUCUCGGCUCCACCGGUGAGGCCGUGCACCUCACACGCGCAGAGCGGGUCUCACAGAUCUCGUAUGUGCGGCAGGCACUCGAGGCCGCGGGCUUCAAGGACUACCCACUGAUUGCGGGGACUGCGACGAACGGGAUUGAGGAGACAGUUCAGCUGCUGGCGGAGGCGAAGGAGGCCGGCGCGGGCUGGGGGUUGGUGUUGGCGCCCGGGUACUUUGCGGGCGCGGCGGAUCAGGCGGGCAUUAGAGGGUGGUUUGAGGCUGUGGCGGAUGAGAGUCCGAUUCCGGUUAUGAUCUAUCAUUACCCCGGCGUAUCCAACAACGUCAAGAUCCUCCCCUCUACAUUCCGCGCCCUCGCCGCACACCCAAACAUCGUCGGCGGAAAGCUCUCUCACGGCGACAUCUCCGUGCACGCCCAGAUUGCACUCGACCCUACCAUCGACACCGACUACUUCCACCUCUUCACCGGCCUCGGGCAACAGCUGUUCCCCGUACUACAGGUCGGUUGUUUCGGCGCGAUUGACGGUCUCGCCGGUAUCUUCCCCAAGAGUGUCGUGGCGCUGUAUAAUCUUGUGACGGCCGAGGGCCCGCUCGACACGGAGCGCCUGCAGAAGAUCCGGGCUCUGCAGUAUAUGGUGUCGAGUGCAGAGGAGCUGAUUGUGAGUUGGGGCACGGUGGGGAUCAAGGAGGCGGUCAGUAGGGUGUUGGGCUUUGGGGACGUGGAUGGUGGGAGGUUGCCGUUGGCGAAGGGGAUGGGAGAGGGUGAGUGGGCGAGGUGGGCGCCGAUUAUGGCGGAUAUGGGGAAGAUUGAGGCGGCGUUGUAG